CCACGCUCUAGAGAAUGACCAUGAAAUAAUGCAUCUGAUCCGUGUAAUCACUUCAAUCUUGUCGAUUGACUUUUUCCCCUAGCAGUGUUCGAUUGAUAAGUUCAAAAUUUGUUUAGUUUCCAAAAUCAAAAACCUCCAAAAACAUGUACAAUUUUGAAGAGAUGAAAACCAUUUUAAUUUUCUUUAAAUUUGUUAUCAAAGUUUUCCAUAAAAGUGUGUCAAAAUUAGUAUAAAAUCAAUUCUUUCCACAGCUAACAAAACGAAAAUUUGAUGCAGUUUCCAUAUUUGAACAGUUGCUUGAUUGUCGGGUGCCAAAAGGUGCAAAAUGUUGUGCCAAUAUAUAUUAUAAAAGCUGGGAAGUUCAGUCAUUUUGUUUCAGCAAGCUCGAGUGAACAGCUAUAAAAUCUGCUGUUCAACAGAUGCCUUCAGAAGAAAUGUCUAAUCCAGUGACACUCAUCUUACUGCUGCUACCGGCAGCGAUCUCAGCUGUCGGAAUGAACUGCCCCGCAACAUGCGGCUCAACCAUCCCAUCGGUAACGAUCACCGACGGGUGCCUCUGCGGAACAACCAUGCCCGGACUGGAGGGCGGUCCCUUCGACGCCUACCUGGGCGUCCCGUUUGCCAAGCCACCCGUCGGAGAGCUUCGGUUUGCGAAUCCCGUGAGGAACCUCCCCUGGAGUGGAGCGUACAACGCAAGUAUCGCCAGGGGCGCUUGCCUCCAGCAGAACGAGUUCAACCCGGAUCGUGCGUUAGCUGGCGACGAGGACUGUCUGUACUUGAACGUGUACAAACCUAGGGCGGGGUCGGGACCGCUUCCGGUGAUGGCGUACAUCCACGGAGGGGGAUACAUCGCUGGGACGGCUCAUCCGGCGUACGUCGGGCCGGAAAAGUUCAUGGACACGGGUCGGGUGGUGCUGGUAACGUUCCAGUACCGGGUGGGAGCGCUUGGCUUUCUCUCGACUGGACAUCGCGCCGCGCCAGGGAACUUUGGCUUGAAGGAUCAGACGAUGGCGCUGAAGUGGAUCCAGGAGAAUAUCCGGCGGUUUGGUGGGGAUCCCGCGAAGGUAACUCUGUUCGGACAGAGCGCCGGAGCGAGUUCGGUUCAGCUGCACAUGGUGAGUCCGCUGAGUGCGGGACUGUUUGCGAAAGCGAUCAGUGCCAGCGGAAGCAUGCUGUCGUACUGGAACCGACCGUACGAGGAUGCGCUGACGCUGGCGAGACGUCAGGGUGAAGCGUUGAACAUUAGUAAUGCGAGGGCGAUUAGUACGGAGAAGUUGGUGGAAGCCCUGCGGAAGGUCGAUGCCAAGCAGCUUGUUGGGAGUGUUGACAAGCUGAAGUUUUGGUACAACCAACCGAUCAUUCUGUACCGUCCAGUGGUGGAACGUUACGUGAGCAAGGAGACCUUCCUCAGCGAGGAUCCGGCCAGGCUUUGGGCUAGUGGACGGUACAGGAAGGUACCCUGGUUGACCGGGUUCGUCCCGAACGAGGGGGCGGCUCUCACGCUGGGAGUUGUUACCAACGCGGUGAAGCUGCCCCAGUUCCUGGCGAACCAAACCAACCUGCUUUCGAUGUUUGCCGCAGUUCCCAAAAGCCAGGAGAAGAAUCUUCUCAAGCGUUUCUUCGCUGGAGCUCCCGUGAGCAACGCCAACAUCGACGGAUUCGACAAGAUGGUCACCGAAGCGGCCUUCCUGUACCCGAUGAUGAAGUCGAUCCUGUUGUACCGAGCCUCGAACCCCUCGGCUAGCGGUGGCAGUGUUUCGCUGUACCACUUCAACUUUGCGGGCCGGUAUCGCUACUCGGCGCUGUACACCGGCCAACCGAUGACCAGCCGGUACGGAAUCGUGCACGGCGAAGAUCUGCUGUACCUGUGGCGAUCUCCGGCGGUCUUUCCGGACUUUCCAAGGGAUUCCCCCGAAGCGGCCAUGUCACGCCGCCUGGUUAAGCUGUUUGUGGACUUUGCGUAUGAAGGGAAAAUUUCUGGAAAACAAUCGCUUUUGACGCCGUUCAAUACUGUUGAAUUCACCAACUCAAAUUCGGUCACUGAUCCAGUGAAGAGUAGCCCUAUUGAUGGUCGAUUGAUGAAUUACCUCUGGAAUGUCCUGGUUUGGUGGUCUAAUAAGUUGUAACUCAAAGCGAUUGGU
Messenger RNA from Culex pipiens pallens (northern house mosquito), 2141 nucleotides. RefSeq names its product juvenile hormone esterase-like. The transcript is spliced from 5 exons. Lineage: Eukaryota; Metazoa; Arthropoda; Insecta; Diptera; Culicidae. The record is from RefSeq and is a predicted model, not a curated record. Bases 420 to 2126 code for a protein of 568 amino acids.